This is a messenger RNA of Penicillium samsonianum, 924 nucleotides long. Its product is annotated as CCDC90 family protein. NCBI's taxonomy places the organism in Eukaryota, Fungi, Ascomycota, Eurotiomycetes, Eurotiales, Aspergillaceae. The record is from RefSeq and is a predicted model, not a curated record. The coding region runs from base 1 to 924 and encodes 307 amino acids. Gene Ontology annotation, cellular component: mitochondrion. The transcript is spliced from 3 exons.
AUGGCGCCUCAAAAACAUGUCGCGGAUGUCCCGCGCAAUAUCCUUCCCCGCCUGACUUGGAACAGCUCCUCUUCGCGUCCAUCCGUUACCAUCACCCACCAUCCCGCGCUUGCAACAAGUCAAAGACGACCACUCCCUCAAAACUGGAGUCCUUUAAAGCGACGAUUCCACUCCCUGAGCACACCUCCCCAGUCUUCCCGGCUCAUCUCCACAUCAUCCCGGGAUGCUAUCUCCGGAUAUCUUGUUUCCCGAGGAACCUCUAUAACCACGCCGGCAACGUCGAACAAAACCCACCGCGGCAAUCCGAUCCGACAUGAUGGCGUCUAUGUGGCUACCUAUCAUCCCGCUCGCCGCGCCUUUCACGCGACACCAGUCCGACCCCGCGAUCAUCACUUCGAUACCCUGAAAUUCGUGAAGCGCCUACAGGAGGAGGGCUUCAGCGAGGAGCAGUCCGUAGCAAUGAUGCGGGUAUUGAACGAUAUCAUUCAAGAGUCAAUCCAGAAUCUGACCAGGACAAUGGUCCUCCGGGAAGACUCGGAGCGAUCAACUUAUACACAAAAAGUGGACUUUGCCAAAUUGCGCUCCGAACUACUCAACGCCGACUCGACUGAGGCACAAUUGACCCGUUCAGAGCACGAGAAGAUCUCAGCAGACCUCGCCAAACUCAACUCCCGACUGCGGGAUGAGAUUGGACGAACACAAGCCUCAGUCCGGUUGGAUCUGAACCUUGAGAAGGGUCGGAUUCGUGAGGAGGCAAAUAGCCAAGAAAUGCGUAUCAAGGAGACUGAAACGCGAAUUGAGCAGGAGGUUGCUGGAUUAAGGGAACGAGUGGAGGCUGUCAAGUUCUCGACGUUGCAGUGGCUCAUGGGUGUCUGUACCGGUACUGCGGCCCUUAUUCUUGGUGCCUGGCGCUUGUUUAUGUGA